Portunus trituberculatus (swimming crab) is the source of this 1430-nucleotide messenger RNA. RefSeq lists its product as uncharacterized. The transcript has 2 exons. The coding region runs from base 15 to 755 and encodes 246 amino acids. The record is from RefSeq and is a predicted model, not a curated record. Lineage: Eukaryota; Metazoa; Arthropoda; Malacostraca; Decapoda; Portunidae.
CGCCGUUGCUGUUGAUGGUGCUGUUGCUGGUGGUCCUGAAUCUUGAAGGAUCACCAAACACCACUCUGGCUUCGGACUGCCCCGCUGACGUAGUAGUGAAGGAAGGAGUAACACAAGUCGUCUUCACCGAAGACAUUAAAUUCCCUUCAAGUUUUGAAACCGGGUGGUACGUGAAGCCUGGAAGUGAUAUUGAAAACGUGCAUUUUGUGGUGGUGGGAAAUGAUGGCACACACCACACUGCCUGGUUCCCUGUCGAUAGAUGCUUCCAGAACGAUGAGUGGUGGAAAUUUACCAUGGGGACAUGGCUAAAUAAUUCUCGUUUCGGGUUUGUACUGAGGUUUAUGUCUAGUGAAUGCUGGAAGGGCUGCCAGUUCAACACUUCCCCGCCGGAACUGUACAGCCUCACCUUGUUGGCUCAUGGCAAUUCCAGUUGGAGAGAAUAUUCACCCUUUAACUGUGGAGCAAACUUUCCUAUCAACCGUAAUUGGCCAGAUUCAUUGCCUCCUUGCAUGGAACCUCCACCCAGCACACCCACUCCACUACCCUGCAGUUUCAUGUUAGGAAUGUUGUUGGUGGCAUUGAUGGUGGCGGAGGUGGUGGUGGUGGUAGUGGUGGUGGUCUGUCGGAAGAGGCGUUUGGCAUCAUCAAAUAAGGAAAGGUUCCAGCCCCAGCCUGCAGCUCUCAGGCCCCACCUGCAGCUCACUGCUGGCCAGGGACUCGUCCCAGACCAAGACGAGCACCACAGUCAUACCUGACCUCUCAGAACGCCGAGUGGUGGUGCCGCAGCCUACACGGGACUCAGAGGAGCCCAUCUACGAUGACGUGAUGCCUGAAUGCAGCGUGUGGCCUCACUUACCCGUGUACGAUCGUGACCGUGCUUCUCCCAAGCGGUGUUUGUUCCCCUAACAGGCUCACGGAGGCUCCUGAACACAGUGAAUCACACAUUUACGCCACGGUGGUGUAGGCAACGUGCACUGCAGUCACGAGGGUGUAAGGAAGCCGCUCUCUCUGUUUUCUGAACGAUCACCACAGCGCUCGCUUGUCAUUCAAGUCAAUGAUGUGCUGAUUUGCUUAGCUUUUUUUCUUGUUAUAGCAAAACUUAUCUUUAUUUGUGGCUUUGUGAAAGAGUUGCCUUGGUUGACUGGUGCAGCCAGUGACCAAUGUGCACUCCCUGCUGGGGCGCCAGGCCAGUGUGCACUCCCUGCUGGGGCGCUGGGCCAGUGUGCACUCCCUGCUGGGGCACCGUGCCAGUGUGCACUCCCUGCAGGGGCGCCGGGCCAGGGUGCACUCCCUGCUGGGGCGCCAGGCCAGUGUGCACUCCCUGCUGGGGCGCCGGGCCAGUGUGCACUCCCUGCUGGGGCGCCGGGCCAGUGUGCACUCUUUGCUGGGGCGCCGGGCCAGUGUGCACUCCCUGCUGGGGCACCGUGCCA